Molecule: messenger RNA, 928 nt
Organism: Cucurbita moschata (crookneck pumpkin)
Lineage: Eukaryota; Viridiplantae; Streptophyta; Magnoliopsida; Cucurbitales; Cucurbitaceae
Product: 30S ribosomal protein S21, chloroplastic
Exons: 2
Coding region: 127-672 (181 amino acids)
Biological process (GO): translation
Cellular component (GO): ribosome
Molecular function (GO): structural constituent of ribosome
Source: RefSeq, a predicted model, not a curated record
AGAGAGGAGAUGAUUCCAUGGAUAGAUGUCUCCAAUUUACAAACUUCCGCACACAGAAAAUUUUGGGUCUUACAAAAAGAGAGAAUUCUCAUCAAUUGAAGACUGAAUUCUCAGCCAGAGCCAUCCAUGGCUUCUCUCUCCACCUUCUUCUCCUUCCUCUUACCCUCAAAACCACCUCCCCCGAAACCCCAACAGCCCUUCAUUGCCUCUCCUUCUCCGGCGACUCAGUCCGCCGCUCAGUUCCAAACCCUAAAAUCCAGAGAUGAAUCAGUUUCCCUAAAGCCCCUACAGGGUUCGAAUCAUUCCGAGCCCUUAUCGGCGGAAUUGGCCUCUGUUAUCUGUCCUUCGCUGGCCUUUGCCAAUACUAUGUUCUUCAAUUCGGCAUAUAAUGUUCAGGUGAUUGUGGAUGAUAAUGAGCCGGAGGAGCGGCUUCUGGGUAGAUUCCGGCGAGAGGUUAUGAGGGCUGGUGUGAUUCAGGAGUGUAAGAGACGGAGAUACUUUGAGAAUACUCAGGAUACAAGGAAGCGUAAGACUCGAGAGGCUGCUAAACGCAACCGCCGGAGGCGCCCAUUCACAAGAAUUACACCAGAGAACAAGCAGGAUGUGCCUGCAACCAAGCAGGAAGCUGAUGAUGACAACUGGGAUUUACCUGAAGAAGGCAUUCCAAAUUAACCUAAUCCAGAAGUUCAGUCCACCAAAAUGUCAUCUUUAGAUUUUGGGAAGCUGUCAGUACUCUGUAAUGUAAGUUAUUUUCCAUGUUAGAUCUUCUUUGGUUGAGGAGUUUUUGCAAUGUUCCUUAUGAACAAGUAGAAAUGGCCAUUCCUUGUACGUAUGAAUUCUGAUAGAGAUGGUUAAAUUAUAAGUCUAGUCCACGAGCUUUUAGUUUGGUGUAUUUUAUAAUUUGUUUAAUAAAGUUUCGAACUUUUAA